AUGGAAGAGCUGCGGUCAGCGGAGAGGGCCGACGAGCCAGAGGUGACAAGCCCGGCCGCUGGUGGCCUGCCAGCUCCUCCCCCGUCGUUAGACCGAGCCCGAUCGCUUCCGCACGAGAAGGUGCCGUCGGUGUUGACUCGCCUGGACAUGGGGGAAGUAUCCCCCACAAAGGGUUUCGUCAGGAGCACCAGCCUGCCAUCGGAGCAGGAGCAGUACGAAGAGUGCGAAGAGGGCCGAAGGCGGCGUCGCACCAGCUCGGUGGACGGCGUCGAGGUGGCCAGGAUCACGGAGGAACGUGCUGAAGAGACGGAGGAAGGCAGUUUGAGCAUCCGGGUCUGGUGCGCCUUCGUGCGCGCGAUGGGCUGGGGCGUCUGGGUGGUGAUCGCCACGAACUGCGUCAGCACAGCAGGGUACUUGCUUUCGGCGCUCUGGAUUGGGCACUGGCCAGAACUCAGCGAGCAGAUGGGGACCACGGAUGCGCUGCUGGUCUAUGCGCUGAUCUCCUUCUCGAUCGUGGUUUUCACGGCGAUGAGGCUGCUGGUGUUCCAGUACAGCUCUCUCAGGCUCUCCAGAAACAUGCACCAGAAAGCUUUAUGGGCGGUGAUACGCUCGCCCAUGGCCUGGCACGAUACGACGCCCACGGGCCGAGUCGUCAAUCGCUUCUCUUCAGACCUGCAGAAAGUGGAUACGGACCUGCAGAACAAUGUGGUGGGCCUGCUACGGUCCAUGUUCGACAUGCUUGCCAGCUUUUUGGUGGUCCUCUUCGUCGUGCCCCUGAUCUUUGUGGUGGUGGUGCCCACGCUGGCCGCCUACUUCUGGAUUCAGAAGCUUUACAGGAAGAGUGGCCGGGAGAUUCAGCGCAUGGCCAGCAAGUCCUACAGCCCCAUCUACCAAGGUGUGGACGAAGCCAUCAAUGGAGUUGCCACCAUCCGAGCCUACGAGAAGCAGCAGUACUUCAGCGGACGCACUGCGGCGCGCGUGUCCCGAAGCGUCCGCUUGGAUCUUACCCUCCAGGGCUGCCAGCGCUGGCUCGGGUUUCGGCUGAAGAUGCUGGGCGCUUGCAUUUCUUCCAUGGUUGCGCUGCUUGUGGUGCUUCACGCCUACCUGGGGCCCCUUGGCCGUUCCAUCUCUGGCCCCGCGGCCGGCGUCGCCCUCCGCUACGCGCAGCAGCUGAGCAAUGCUCUGGAGAGCAUCCUCAACAACCUCACCAGCACGGAGCAGUGCCUGGUGGCUGUGGAGCGCCUCACGACCUACUCAGAAAUGCCGGACGAGGGCGAGCUGGAAACGCAGGAGGCGCUCUCCUCGGUGGAGGGAAGCGUCCGCUUCGAGAACGUCUUCAUGCGCUACCGGCCCGAGCUUCCUACAGUUCUGAAGGGCCUGACGUUUUCCAUCCCGGGUGGCUCCAGUCUGGGUGUGGUCGGCCGCACAGGUGCCGGGAAGAGUAGCCUACUCCAGGCUCUGUUCCGCAUGUGCCCCAUCGAGUCUGGCACGAUCCACCUGUAUGGCAAGGACGUGUCCGGCUUGGGCCUCCAUACGCUGCGCAAGGCUCUGGCGAUCAUUCCCCAGGACCCUGUCGGUUUCACCGGGACCGUCCGUUUCAACCUCGAUCCCUUCAUGCAGAACGAUGACACACGAAUCUGGGGAGAGCUGGAGAAGGUACAGUUGAAGGCACACUUUGAGGCCAAGGCGGAAGGGCUGGGUUUCAUGGUCACGGCGGGCGGCGAGAACUUGUCCGUCGGGCAGCGGCAGCUUCUCUGCUGCGCGCGAGCAUUGAUCCGAGGAGCCCGCAUUUUGGUCCUGGAUGAGGCGACCGCUUCGGUGGACUUCACCACCGACGCCUUGAUCCAGCAAGUGCUACGCAAGGAGGUCGAGACACAGCAGCUGACCACCAUCACCAUUGCGCACAGGAUCUCGACGAUCCUCGGUGCGGAUCGCGUGCUGGUCAUGGAGGAGGGCCAAGCUGCCGAGUUCGGCCCGACGCAGGACCUCGCCGCCACGCCAACCUCCAAGUUCGCUGCCUUGGUCACUGCCGCCCAAGCAGCGGAGAAGCGGAAGAAGAACGCCAUCUGA
Messenger RNA from Symbiodinium natans, 2070 nucleotides. The record is from the annotation of a GenBank genome assembly. NCBI's taxonomy places the organism in Eukaryota, Dinophyceae, Suessiales, Symbiodiniaceae.